CAAAAAAAAAACAGACUGUCGAUGAUCUCUCCGAGGCUCGUUUGAAGGAAAUUAAACUGUCUGUCAUAUUUGCUAUUAGUCUUUUUCUUUAUUACAAUUAUUAUUCCUAUACUUUUUUUCUUUUCUAUUCUUUCCCUUUCUUUUUAAAUCCAUUAAACCAUGGAAAGCGUAUUACCCACUCUUUCUCUAAAUGUUCACGACUUUAUCAAUUCAGCUCCGUCAAAUCACUUUUUACAAUACAUGUUUGAACAGUUUCUGAUCUUUAUUCCAUAUACUAGUCAAGCAAUUCAUUCAUCCAAGACCUUGCCUUCUUUGCCAACUUUUAUUACCUUGGUUGCACAACGAUCAAGAUCAAAGGCCGGUACACUUUUGGCAGCCGUUGUGCUUUUGCAACGAUUAAAGAAAAAAAUAGACCGAAAUAGUACUUUGUAUUCACAAGACCUCAUACUUCAUGAAGUCGUUUUGGGUAUCGUCAUCCUUACUACAAAGUGGUUGCACGACGCAUCUCCUAAAAACUCCCGGUGGGCAAAGUAUGUUGGCUGUUAUAGUACAAAAGAGAUUAAUGCCAUAGAAAAGAAGUUACUUGGUGCUAUGGAUUAUCAACCAAAGAUCCCAAAUGAAGAUUUUGCCUCUGUCUUUGAAAACUACUGCCGCUCUGUGUCGGUACAUUCAUCUUUGCUCUCACCUGGUACCAUGAAUCAACAACAACAUUUACCUCGAUCCGCUUCUUCAGGUAGUCUUCCACGUUCAUCCAGCAACAAGCCAUCUUCACUUUAUUCACUUGUACAGCAUCUCAAGUGGAGUAUUGCUGAUUUUAAAAAAUCUCCUAACAAUGGAAAGACAAAGGCGACAAGUAGUGACAGAUUGAGGUUACCUUCAAAAGUGGCUCAUAGUAGCCCAAUGACACGUAUUCAUCAUGGAUCGUCCGGAAUCGAUAUGCCUCUUGGAUACGAAAACAUGCUCUCUGGGAGUAGCAGUAGUAGCAGUAAUGCGUCCUCAGUAGAUCUAAUUCAAGCAACCAGUGAUAUAUUCCUAAGCUUAUCACAGCACAUAUCCUUAUCCUCAUUGGAUUCUGAUUCGAUUAUUGAUAUCGAUUCUAUCACUACACCUUUAGGCUAUCUCGACAGUAAUGAUAGUAUGGCAAUUCGAUUAUCCAACAAAAAAAUCUAA
Rhizopus microsporus ATCC 52813 is the source of this 1170-nucleotide messenger RNA. RefSeq lists its product as uncharacterized. Gene Ontology annotation, cellular component: nucleus; cyclin-dependent protein kinase holoenzyme complex. NCBI's taxonomy places the organism in Eukaryota, Fungi, Mucoromycota, Mucoromycetes, Mucorales, Rhizopodaceae. Gene Ontology annotation, biological process: regulation of cyclin-dependent protein serine/threonine kinase activity. Gene Ontology annotation, molecular function: protein kinase binding; cyclin-dependent protein serine/threonine kinase regulator activity. The coding region runs from base 160 to 1170 and encodes 336 amino acids. The transcript has 2 exons. The record is from RefSeq and is a predicted model, not a curated record.